CCGCUCCGCGCCGGGAGACAUGAGUGCGGCCGCGGCGCCCGAGCGCGGCUGGAAGAGCGAGAAAGUGGACGAGGCGCAGGCCCUGGCGCGGAGCUGCGCCGCCCGCAGACCCGACUUCCAGCCGUGCGACGGGCUGUCCAUCUGUGCCACGCACAGCCACGGCAAGUGCUUCAAGCUGCACUGGUGCUGUCACCUGGGAUGGUGUCACUGCAAAUACGUUUAUCAGCCCAUGACCCCCGUGGAGCAGCUCCCAAGCACAGAGAUCCCUGCGAGGCCGCGAGAACCCACCAACACCAUUCAGAUCUCCGUCUCGCUCACUGAACACUUUUUGAAGUUUGCAUCUGUCUUCCAGCCUCCGCUUCCCCCCGAGUCGCCAAGGUACUGUAUGAUUUCCGAUCUCUUCAUCGACAACUAUCAGGUUAAAUGUAUCAACGGGAAGAUGUGCUAUGUGCAGAAGCAGCAGGCGCCUCAUUCCCAGAAGACGAGCCCCGAGGAGGUCUCUGCACACGAUGCCUUAAUUUCUAAAGAGAGCGACACUCCGAAACUGGGCCACUGCUCCUCCCCUUCCAGUUCCGAGGACUCGGGGAUCAAUGCCAUUGGGGCUCACUAUGUGGAAUCCUGUGAUGAGGACACAGAAGAAGGGGCGGAACUGAGUUCCGAGGAAGAUUACAGCCCCGAGAGCAGCUGGGAACCCGACGAGUGCACCCUUCUUUCCCCGUCGCAGUCUGAUCUGGAAGUGAUUGAAACCAUGGAAACCACUGUGUAGUCAGCUGGGACCCGCGGCCAGGAUCCACCCUGAGCCUCUGUACUUUGAUUUGAUGCGUCCUUUUCCAAUACUCUUGGCAUUUUCCAAGCCCUGUUACCACCCAUAGCAGCCCAGGGGUCUGCUAACUAGUGUUACCCUUAAAGUUAUCUUGUAACUAU
Messenger RNA from Arvicola amphibius (Eurasian water vole), 924 nucleotides. RefSeq names its product chromosome 10 C3orf70 homolog (gene C10H3orf70). NCBI's taxonomy places the organism in Eukaryota, Metazoa, Chordata, Mammalia, Rodentia, Cricetidae. The coding region runs from base 20 to 766 and encodes 248 amino acids. The record is from RefSeq and is a predicted model, not a curated record. The transcript has 2 exons.